Rotaria socialis is the source of this 408-nucleotide messenger RNA. The record is from the annotation of a GenBank genome assembly. Lineage: Eukaryota; Metazoa; Rotifera; Eurotatoria; Philodinida; Philodinidae.
AUGUCAGAUGAAGUUGAAGAUUUAUCAUUUCCAAAUGCAGUCAUCACUCGAUUGAUGAAUGAAGCUUUGGAAGGUUCACCGACAAUCUCAAAAGAAGCUCGAGCAGCUAUGUCGCGCGCUGCAUUGACAUUUAUACUCUAUAUGAGUACAACUGCUAAUCAAUAUGCUUCAAAUGCGAAACGUAAAACAGUUGCAGUUCAAGAUAUAUUCAAAGCACUGCAAACUAAUCAAUUCGAAAUGCUUGUUGAACCAUUACAAGAAGCAUUAAAAGAUUAUCAAGAGCAGACUCGUAAAAAGAAAGAAGAAGCAUCAAAAAAGCAACAGAACAAGCCAGAAACAAUAAACGAGAACGAUGAAGAUUCUAACAAUGAGCCAGAAGAUGAUAGUAAUGAAACGGAAGUUGAAUAA